Molecule: messenger RNA, 5077 nt
Organism: Chelonus insularis
Lineage: Eukaryota; Metazoa; Arthropoda; Insecta; Hymenoptera; Braconidae
Gene: mew
Product: multiple edematous wings
Exons: 7
Coding region: 344-3640 (1098 amino acids)
Biological process (GO): cell-matrix adhesion; integrin-mediated signaling pathway; cell adhesion mediated by integrin
Cellular component (GO): integrin complex; external side of plasma membrane
Molecular function (GO): integrin binding
Source: RefSeq, a predicted model, not a curated record
CGCGCGAGAGAAAGGAGAACUCUCGCUUACUAGCGUGGGCGUGGAGAGUUAAAUGGAGUCUGUGGACUGGUAACGAAGUUCUUGUGGCAUCUUGAAGCUAACCGUCUUCGUGGCUUCUAACUCAGCUCAGUUGACGCCGGAUCGUGAGCGGUGCGUGGGUGUUUUUCUCCCAAUCUUCCGGGGGCAACGCAUUCGCGGUGUCACCUGAGGACAAAGCAAGAAUAUAAAAAAUAUUUUCAUUGUUUUUGUUCAACCGUACCCAAAACUAAGUGUGUUUGAUCUAUUAACCCACUAAUAUAAGUGAUAAAUUCAUGUGUGAUACGUGAGAAGUAGAAGAGUAAAUAUGAAGUGUAGCGUUUACGUAAUUUUUUUCUUGGUUUAUGGGACCUUUUGCUUCAAUCUUGAAUGGAGGAUACCUGUCAUUAAACGAGGAAUGACGGGAUCCUACUUUGGAUAUUCCGUUGCUGAGCAUCAAGAAUUACUUGAAGAAGACAAUAAGUCUAUUAGCUGGAUUCUUGUUGGAGCACCUCUGGAUCAAAAUAGACAACCUGGUACCAAUAGAUCUGGGGCUUUAUGGCAGUGUCCACUGACAACAUUUACAAGAGAUUGUUCCCAAGUUAUAACUGAUGGAAGACAAACUGAAGAUGGUCAAAUUGAUCCAAAAAUUGACUCGGACGAGUUGAAUCCACCUGGCGAUGACGAGAUAAAAGAUGGUCAAUGGUUAGGAGUGACAGUGAGGAGUCAAGGAGUGGGUGGCAAGGUGAUGGUUUGUGCUCAUAGACAUAUUGUCAAGACUGCAGAUUCUCAAUGGGGUCAAGGCCAAUGCUAUAUCCUGACUCAAGAUUUAAAAUAUGAGGAUCUCAAAAAACCAUGCUCAGGAAAACCAAUAAAUAAAGCUCAUGAACAGUUUGGCUAUUGUCAAGCAGGAACAAGUGGCGUUUUAACUCCAGAAGAUCGUGUGGUUAUUGGAACACCAGGCCCACAUACUUGGAGAGGCACCUUGUAUGUUUUUACAGUCUCAGAUGAUUUUCUUUCGCGGGACAGCACAGUUUACAAUGCUCCUAUGCAGGAUGCAUCACCAGUAAAUAAAUACAGUUACCUGGGAAUGUCAGUAACAGUAGGGAACUUUUUCGGAAAAGAUCUCGCCUACGCAUCAGGUGCUCCCAGGUCAAAUGGGACAGGGCAGGUAGUAAUUUUAACGCGCCAACCCGGCCAUCCAGAUAUGGAUGUAGCUUUAGUGCUCAAUGGUGAGCAGUUUGCUAGUAGUUUUGGCUAUGAAAUUACAUCAGCAGAUGUUAAUGGAGACAAAUUGAGUGAUUUAAUUGUGUCAGCACCAUUUUACUUUAAUAAAGCUGAGGGAGGUGCAGUUUAUAUUUAUACUUCAUUAUGUAGAAACAAUAAAGAAAAUGAAAAAUGUCAACCAACAAAGCUUGUGGGGAAAGAAGAAUCGAGAUUUGGAUUUGCUUUAGCUAAUCUAGGAGAUCUAAACAAAGAUGGGUAUGAAGAUUUAGGUAUCGGUGCUCCUUACGAAGGUAAAGGAACUGUUUACAUUUAUUUGGGUUCCAAAAAUGGUAUCAUUACUACUCCGGCACAAAUUAUUCAUUCUGAAGAUACUCCAAUGCCUUUAAUAACUUUCGGAUAUUCUUUGAGUGGUGGAAUUGAUAUGGAUAAAAAUGGAUAUCCGGAUUUAUUAAUUGGUGCUUAUGAUAAUGAUGCUGUUGCUUUAUUGAGAGCUAGAAAAAUCAUUGAUAUUACAACGUCUAUUAGGUACGAAAGAAAAGACGGAACUUAUCAAGAUAAAAUUGAAGCUAUUGAUCCUAAUAAAGUUGGAUGUUUAGCAGACCCUUCUUCUAAUCAUACGUGUUUUGCCUUUGAAGCUUGCUGUAAAACUGAAUCAUUAACAAGUAACGAAGGGAUGCAAAAUCUUAAAUUAAAUUACUUUAUCGAAGCUGAAACUUACUCAGGCGUAAAGAAAUUCUCUCGAGUAUGGUUUGGCUUUGGUAAAAAUAAACCUCAUUAUAUUAAUCGUACUGUUACAUUAGAUUCGAAUAAGUUGAUGCAUUGCCAACGUGAGAUUAUUUAUCUUAAAGAAAACACACGAGACAUUCAGUCGCCAAUUAAAUUCCGUUUGAAUUACACACUUGUCCAAGAAGAACCAGUGAUGCCUGGAGAAGGAGAUCCAUUGCCAGAUAUCAACAAUUACCCUAUUCUAAAUCAACAAGAAGCAGCAAGAAUUUUCGAAGCAACCUUCCAGAAAGAUUGCGGUGAUAACGAAAUUUGUGAGAGCGAUUUACAGCUAGAUGCUAAAUUAAAUCUCUCAGCUUCUACUGUCAAGUCAGAUUUCUACGAAUUAUUAUUAGGAGAAGUUAAAGAAGUUGUUGUAGAUGUUAGUACCGUUAAUGUUGGAGAAUCUGCCUACGAAGCACAAUUAUUUAUCAGUCAUUCUCCCAGCUUAAAUUACAUUGCAAGUAAAAGUAAUGAAUCCGUCAUUUGUAAUCUUCAUAAUUCAACUCUAGUUAUUUGUUCUAUUGGAAAUCCAUUUAGAAAAAAUAAUGCAGUUAAUAUUCAAGUGAGAUUUGAUCCAAAAGGAGUAGAAGAUAAUGAACCUGAAUUAAGUUUUAUUAUUUUUGCAAAUUCUACAUCAAAAGAAGUUACAGAAAAAGAACCAAGACGUUUAUACGCAAUCGUACUAAAGAGAGCAGAAUUAUCAGUGAAGGGAACUGCAAAAACUGAACGAGUUUCUUAUGGAGGACCUAUUAUUGGUGAAUCUGCAAUAAAACAUUUGAAUGAAGUAGGACCAAAAGUGUCUCAUGUGUAUGAAAUUUACAACGAUGGCCCUUGGAAAGUUAGAACAGUUGAAGUAGUUAUUUCUUGGCCUUAUGAAGUGGCUAAUGAUAAACCGCAUGGUAAAUGGCUAUUAUAUCUUGAAGAAAUACCAACUAUUGACUAUCCAGGACCUGGCGAGUGCAUAUUACCUUCAGGUCAUUCGGCUAAUCCACUUAAAUUACUUGGUAGUGUCAAUUAUGAAGACUUGGAUCCCUUUUCCCCGACCCCUAGUGCUCCUGUUAAUUAUUACAGAAACCGCACUCAUAAUCAUAUUAGAGAGAGACGGUAUAUUGAAAAGAUUGUUCCAAGCACACAAACUGGCCCUGAAGGGGACGGACUACGGCGGGUUGUUUACAUGAAUUGUGAAUCCAGAACAGCUAAAUGUUUUGAUAUCCGAUGUAUCAUUUACAAUUUGCAGCGUAAGCAAGGAGCAACAAUUACUGUGAAGGCUAGGCUGUGGAAUUCUACGCUCGUCGAGGAUUAUCCCAAGGUCAACCAGGUUAACAUUAGUUCGAACGCGAGGAUUGUUAUACCUCCUAAGAUUGAAGUUCAGCAAGAAAUACUGAAAGAUGACCAAGCUACCGCUUCGACAAUUGUAUAUCCAGAUCUUGGAGAUCAACCAGACGGAGAACCAGUACAAAUCUGGGUGAUAAUAGUCGCAAUCGUAGCAGGAUUAUUACUUCUCAUAUUGUUAACAUUAAUUCUAUGGAAACUAGGAUUUUUCAAGAGACGUAGACCAGAUCCUACUCUUUCGGGAAAUCUCGAAAAACACAGGGAUGAUAAUCCUGAACAUGAAGCUUUAUUUAAAAAAUAAAGAAGAGAAUUGAAGAAGAGAAAGAAUUACAUUAAAAAAAAUUAUUUCAAAAUAAAUCCCAUGUAAAAAGUUCGAGUGCACAAGCUAUAAAAAAAAAGAUUUUAUAUUUAUAUUUCUGAGAAUUAUAUACAAUGAAGUGUUCUUCGGAAGACUGCAUUAUAUUCCCGUGUUACUUACAUGGCCGAAUGUAUUUAUGAUCACAAUUAAUUUUAAUUAAUUGAUAACGAUAAUGCCUUGCAUUUAAGUGAUAGUUUAUAAAUGAUAAAAAGAAGUACUUUUAUUUAUACUAUAAUAUUAUUUUAUUAUAAAACUUGAUAAAUUAAAAAAAGGAAAAAAAAUAUAAUACGCGAUAUUGACGAAGUAAAUCGAUGAAAUUUAUAUUUUAAAAAUUGUCUAUUUGGUGAAUUGAAACUCUUUGGUUAAUUUUAUUUAAGUGCUAUCAAUAUAACACUGGGUGCUGGACGGGUCAGUGUUUUUUUCCUUAUUGUAAGAAAUGAGUGGAAAAAUCUUAUUUAAUCAUGGUGCUAAGUGAUUACUCAUUUUUAAAAUUCUUGUAAUAUGUUUGAUGAAGUCUAUCAUCGAGGAAGUAAGCUAUGGCAUAUUUUAAACACUCAAGACUGAUUCAAACUAAUCUGCCGAUAUACAUUAAUCAUCAUUAUAUAUUUAUAGUAUAUGUACUGAGAAGUGAUAGACAUGAAGCUAUAUCAAUAAGGUAGCAAGUUUUUAUUAGAAUUCUUUACAUUUUAGGGAAUACUCCAAAAGUAAAAAUAAUAAAAAAAAUUUUUUGUGGUGACAAAGUGAAAGUUUAAAAAUUUGUAAAUAUUGGUUUAUCAACAAUAUUUUAUUGUUCAAGCUUUUCGAUACUCAUCAAAGCUUAAGUACUAAAUAAUUGAACGUAUUUAUAUUGAAGUCAAUAAACAUACUGCAUUUCAACAAUAUUAACAAAUCUCAGUAUAUAUAUAUGAGAAAAAUUCUCAAACAUCACAAAUCAAUGAUCUUCUUCAAUAUCGUUUUUUACCAUAGUUGAUGAAUGAAAUUUAUUAUUACAUAAAUUCAUACAACCGUACCAUACAUGAAAUUAUGAUUACUACUACUGUUCAUAUUUUCAACAAUUUAAUAAUCAAUUGGCACUAAGUUGAUAGUCUUAAUAUUUUGGGUUAUAUAGAAAACAAUUAUUUAAAAUUGUUUAGUAAUGUUUGAUUGCGAAUCAUUAAUGCUUAAACAAUAUUUUUGUACGAAAUGUUUGAAAAAUUUAUAUUUAAACAUAAUUAUUGAUAAAUAGUUAUCCAAAACGGCAGCGUAUGUAGAAUUAUAUUUGGUAAAUAUUAAGAAUGAUGAAGAUAUUUAAAUGAAUUUAAAUAGAUAUUAUGAUGUUUCAAUCAAACUUUACUAAGAUAUACUUAGAAAUGUUAUAAAAAAUUUUAUAGUACUCGAAGA